Messenger RNA from Theileria annulata, 1266 nucleotides. RefSeq names its product mRNA capping enzyme, putative. Lineage: Eukaryota; Apicomplexa; Aconoidasida; Piroplasmida; Theileriidae. Gene Ontology annotation, molecular function: mRNA guanylyltransferase activity; ATP binding. The record is from RefSeq and is a predicted model, not a curated record. Gene Ontology annotation, biological process: 7-methylguanosine mRNA capping. The transcript has 6 exons. The coding region runs from base 1 to 1266 and encodes 421 amino acids.
AUGUAUGAUGUACUUAAAAAUAAAUCUCCUUUACCCGGAACUCCCGUAGAAUCCUUUGAAAAUAGAGAUCGAGUUAUUAGAAAAGUUAGAGAAUUAUGUGGAUGGAAUCGCCCAUCGUUUCCUGGAUCACAACCUACUUCUCUUUGCAGAGAAUCAAUUUCACUGCUGUUGAGGAACGAUUAUGUAGUAUGUGAAAAGUCAGAUGGAGUGAGAGCUCUCCUGUUAUCUGCCUCAGGAUCUAUAUUUUUGAUAGGAAGGUUGGAGGAAGUCCAUGAAAUUAAGAUGAAAUUACCUGUUCGGGGGAAUUUGUCACAAUCUCAACAGUUGACAUUGCUGGACGGAGAAGUUGUUAUGGAUAAAAACCCUGAAGACAAUUCUGUUUCUUAUAGAUACCUUUGUUACGAUGGGAUUUGCAUACAAAGGAAACCUUUGAAUAAGAUGAAUCUCUUACAGAGACUAUCGUUUGUUUAUACUCAUGUUAUCGUACCUUUGAAAAUGGCUGGGAUAUAUUCUUCUGCACCUAAUAAACAACUAGGUGAUACUGAUAACUCCGAUCCAUCCGAUAAACUUGAAAUUUACCUAAAAGACUUCUUCGACAUCACUCAAAUUAAACAUAUAAACAACAUAUCAGUAAAAUUGCCACACAUAUCAGAUGGGUUGAUAUUUACUCCAGUUAACACACCGUACACUCCAGGAACAUGUAAAUCGCUACUUAAGUGGAAACCACCUCAUCUUAAUACAGUAAGAUUCAAUAAUUUCACGGUUGUUAGGUUGAUUUCGGCGUCGACGCCGAGAUUAGUUCAGCUUUUUGUAUCUGAUUCAGGCACAAGGGUAUUCUAUAACGAAUUUUUGGCACCAUACGGAGAUGUGUACAAGAAAAUAAUGGAAGUAGCUUUGACCGAUCAAAUAACUCAGAUCAUAGUAGAGUGUUCAUGGAUAACGGAUUCUAGAAUUUAUACAUUUAUACCAAAUUUGAGAAACCCUAAAGCUGACAUUAAGCAAAGAUCAACACAGAGUUUAACUGAGGGGAAAAUCGAUUAUGAUUUUGAUAACGGAACAUGGAUAGAAGGAGGAUGGUAUGCAGAUAGGAUAAGAGAGGACAAAAACGUGCCAAACCACAUCUCGGUGGUGAAAAGUGUUAAGUCUAGCAUAGAAGACGACAUAACCUUUGAAAUGUUGGUUGAUGAGGUUGAAAUAUUCAAGAAAAAUGGAAAAAUGCCAUUGUAUAAAAAGAGCUUCUUACCACAAAAGUACGAAGUUUUUUAG